Molecule: messenger RNA, 2565 nt
Organism: Fraxinus pennsylvanica
Lineage: Eukaryota; Viridiplantae; Streptophyta; Magnoliopsida; Lamiales; Oleaceae
Source: the annotation of a GenBank genome assembly
AUGUUGUCGAGAUCUUAUUUCAAUCUGUUGAACUUCGAUGACUAUUCGACUGGAGGUGAUCGGGCCCGGGUUCCGAGAGUGAUUUCCGUUCCGGGAAUCAUAUCUGAUUUUGAAGAUCAUGAUGAAGGGGUAGAAUCUGAUGCAGCAAUUUCCCCCGUUCAUCAAGAAAGAAGAGUUAUUGUAGCCAAUCAGCUACCUCUAAAGGCAUAUAAAGAUUCAGAAACCAAAAAAUGGUGCUUUGAUUGGGAUGAAGAUGCCUUAAUUUUACAACUGAAAGAUGGAUUUUCACCAGAUGUGGAAUUUGUGUAUGUGGGGUGCUUGAGGGUGGACAUUGAUCCACUAGAACAAGAAGAAGUGGGUCAACUUUUGUAUGAAAAUUUCAAAUGCGUGCCUACUUUUUUGCCAGUGAAUUUGAUGAACAGAUUUUAUCAUGGUUUUUGUAAGCAUUAUCUGUGGCCUUUAUUUCAUUACAUGUUGCCUUUUACACCUGAUCAUGGAGUCAGGUUUGAUAAGGACAUGUGGCAGGCUUAUGUUUCGGCAAACAAGGUUUUUGCAGACAAGGUUAUGGAGGUGAUCAACCCAGAUAAAGAUUAUGUUUGGGUACAUGAUUAUCAUCUCAUGGUACUACCUACUUUCUUGAGGAAAAGGUACAAUAGAGUAAAGCUUGGAUUUUUCCUUCAUUGUCUUUUUCCUUCAUCAGAAAUUUAUAAAACUUUGCCAGUUAGGGAGGAAAUUUUGAGGGCCCUUUUAAAUUGUGAUCUUAUUGGAUUCCAGACUUUUGAUUAUGCUAGGCAUUUCUUGUCAUGUUGUAGUAGAAUGCUUGGAUUGGAUUACCAAUCCAAGAGGGGGUAUAUUGGUCUAGAUUACUAUGGUAGAACUGUUAGUAUUAAAAUUCUACCUUUUGGAAUUCAUAUGGGUCAGAUUAAAUCAAUUAUGUCGUUAUCGGACACUGCAAAGAAAGUUAAGGAAUUGAAGGAAAAGUAUGAGGGGAAAAUUGUGUUGUUGGGUGUAGAUGACGUGGACAUGUUUAAGGGUAUUGGUUUGAAGUUUGAAGCCUUUGGGCAGCUUUUGGACGAGAAUCCAAGAUAUAGGGGAAGUGCUGUUUUGGUUCAAAUUAUGAACUCCCCGAGGAGUCAGGGAAAUGAUAUCCAAGAGGUUCAGAACGAGAUUAAUAAAGUUGCGACAGAAGUUAAUCGACGAUAUGGUAGUGCAAGCUAUGAACCAAUUGUUUGUAUCAAUGGCCCUGUUUCUUUUCAAGAUAAGGUUGCGUAUUAUGCGAUCUCUGAGUGUGUUGUGGUAACUCCUGUGAGGGAUGGAAUGAAUUUGGUGCCUUAUAAGUACACUGUAUCUAGGCAGGGCAGUCCUUUUUUGGAUGAGGCGUUGGGACUUGAGGGAUCAGCCGCUCCAAGGAAAAGUGUUAUUAUUGUCUCAGAAUUUAUAGGAUGUUCUCCAUCUCUAAGUGGUGCAAUCCGAGUGAAUCCAUGGAACAUCAGUUGUGUGGCCGAGGCGAUGCAUUCAGCAAUUUCAAUGCAGGACUCAGAGAAAGAAUUGCGCCAUGAGAAGCAUUGCAAGUAUGUUACAUCGCAUGAUGUUGCCUAUUGGGCCAGGAGUUUUGAUCAGGACCUAGAGAGAGCUUGUGCUCAGUAUUACCAAAAGAGGUGUUGGGGCAUUGGAUUUGGUUUGAAUUCCCGAGUCGUUGCCUUGGGGCCUCAUUUCAGGAAGCUUUCUGUGGAGCACAUUGUUUCUGCAUAUAAGAAUACACGUAGUAGGCUUAUCCUUCUUGACUAUGAUGGUACCAUGAUGCCACAAGAUUUAAUUGACAAAUCUCCGUGUCAAGCAGUUAUUUCCGUCUUGAAUGGUUUAUGCAAUGAUCCAAUGAAUGUUGUGUUUAUUGUUAGUGGCAGAGGGAAGGAUUCAUUAGAAAAGUGGUUCUCUCCAUGCGAGAGACUCGGGUUAUCUGCAGAACAUGGCUACUUCACCCGGUGGACUAAGAGUUCUGCAUGGGAAUCUUGCGGUUUAACAGUUGACUUGAGCUGGAAAAACAUAGUUUUGCCUAUAAUGGAGCAUUAUACAGAGGCUACUGACGGUUCGUCAAUUGAACAAAAGGAGAGUGCUUUAGUGUGGCAUCAUCAAGAAGCCGACCCCGAUUUUGGCUCAUGGCAGGCAAAAGAGCUUCUUGAUCACUUGGAGAGCGUUCUUGCUAAUGACCCCGUGGUUGUUAAAAGAGGCCAGCACAUUGUUGAGGUGAAACCACAGGGUGUGAGCAAAGGCGUGGUCGUUGAGAAUCUUAUUACAACCAUGAGGAACACUGGGAAGCCACCCGAUUUUGUGUUGUGCAUAGGGGACGACAGAUCUGACGAGGAUAUGUUCGAGAGCAUUGCAAGUUCGCUUACCAGCCGUUCAUUGCCUGAUACAGCAGAAGUAUUUGCGUGCACCGUCGGUCAGAAACCGAGUAUGGCCAAGUAUUAUCUGGAUGAUACAUUCGAAGUCAUCAAAAUGCUUCAAGGCCUUUCAGCUGCAUCAGCACGUCAAUUACUGAAGUCUCCCCAUAAUCAAGUCGAUUGA